This is a messenger RNA of Aricia agestis (brown argus), 3811 nucleotides long. It is a transcript of the gene Varp, whose product is annotated as ankyrin repeat domain-containing protein 27-like. The transcript has a single exon. NCBI's taxonomy places the organism in Eukaryota, Metazoa, Arthropoda, Insecta, Lepidoptera, Lycaenidae. Gene Ontology annotation, molecular function: guanyl-nucleotide exchange factor activity; SNARE binding. Bases 241 to 3018 code for a protein of 925 amino acids. The record is from RefSeq and is a predicted model, not a curated record. Gene Ontology annotation, biological process: early endosome to late endosome transport. Gene Ontology annotation, cellular component: transport vesicle; late endosome; plasma membrane.
ACACUGCAUUGCUCGAAGAAUUUUUAUUUUUAACUUAUUACAUUUCCGAGUGUAAUAUGCAUUAUUAUAUUAAUUAGCUCAUCUAAUUAGUGAGCGUUUGUAACAUAACACUAACUUGAUUCAUGGUUAUUAGUAGAAUGCCUUUAUGUCGACAAAGUGGAGUCUUUCUUGAACACAAAUCUCACGCUUUUUUGAAAAUCUUAUAAGUUCCAUUUCAACUUAAAUAUAUUCCAGUCAAAAAUGGAAGGUGGAUACGACGAAAUAUUAUCGGAAAACCCUUUUUUCUUGGAGUUAAAGAAUGAAUAUUCAAGUUUAUUUCAACACUGUAUAUCGGAGUCUUGGAUAUUGUGCGUACCAAGAAUUGGCAGCUUAAACACGCGAGUGUUCACCGUGGAAGACUUCUGUGCACAUAUCCUUAUUCCCAGCGAGGAACUACCCGAAACGCACUACAGCACCCUUACAGAGAAACAGGUAACAGUUGCGAACCGAGUAAUAACUGUAGAGCUGACUAAAGGAUUGCCGCUCCAGAGCCAUAUACUGUUUGAGGAGACAUUUUAUACCGAAGACUUGUUCAAAUAUAAGGUUUGGUGCAUAGAAACACCUUUAGAACCAUCAGCUAAAUUAAGUGAAAAUGUUGUGACUAAGGAGUGCCUUACUUCGAUAAAUGACUGUAUCGAUUUGCUGUGGACACAGGCUGCCGGCCGACAGGUUUUAGACCAGAUAGAAGCAAAUGUUCACAGGUUCUUCAAGAAUCACCCGAUUCCACCGAUCGCCCUGAGUCCACUAAAGGAUUCCGUCAGCGAGUUAUACACUGAGUGCUUGCAAGCAGCAUUGCAAAAUCGAAGAUUGAGGGAAAAGUGUAAAGUGUCCAAGAAUUUAUUAGAAAACAUUAAACUCGCAGUGGAGACUUACAUGCAGUACUUACUGUUUAAUUCCAUUUUUAAAUCCAUCUGCACGAGUUGUUCAUAUGAAGAUGCUCACUUAAAUAAGAAGAUAAGGAAUAUGAGUGAUAUCCAAUUGAGAGAUCUCGAUAUUAAAAAGGAGUUGUACCAUGCUGUGCCAAAAGCGAAACAGUUGUUGUCUAAAAUUGAUACUUACAAUACUGUUUUAGAGAAGAUAAUUUGUUUGAAACAAGCUCUCAAUGCUGUUAACAGGGUGGAUGAAAGCAACAAUAUUAUAUACCUUACAGCCGAUGAUCUUCUGCCAGUAUUUGUCUUCCUGCUUAUUAAAUCUGGAAUACCAAACUGGUACAGUCAGCUGCACUACAUGAAAGAGUUCCAUUUUAGCAGCAUGGGAAAAAAGGAUGGAGAUGAGAGUGAUUUCCUCAUAACGACUCUGGAAGCUGUAGUUGAACAUAUACAAUCUGGAGCAUUAGCGGGCCCACCUAAUCCCGAAGCCUACUACUAUGACAGCAAUCUCACCCUUGACAACUUAAACAGCAGCAGUAGCAAAAGAAGACACAGCCUCACAGAGUCGGUAUCAACAACUGAUACAAACAGUAGAGAGGAGAAUCUUGAAUAUGUCUUUGACUUAAUUAAGGCCAAUCACACUGAGCAAGUGGGUAGUUUACUGGAGAAAAAUAAGAAACAUUUGGAGGACUUAGAAAAUAAUGAAAAAUAUGCUCUGAAACUGUAUGCACAUGAUGAGGAGGAUGAUGAUGCCGAUGAUGAUGAUAAUGGAGAGAAUGAGGGAGAAAUAUAUCAAAAAUUGUGCCACCCUCUGUGCAAUUGCAAGAAGUGUUGCUCGAAAAUAUCAAAGAAUCUGAGAAGAACCUCUCCAACAGUAACUUCUAGAGACAGCCAUGGUCUGACUCCUCUACAUGUUGCUAGUAUACAUGGCAAAGCAGCUAUUGUGGAGAUACUUAUAGACAUGGGAGCCAAUGUUGAUGCCACAGAUUUAAAUGAGUGCACUCCCUUACACUAUGCUGCAUCUAGAGGUCAUCAAAAUGCACUUCUUCUUUUAUUACACUCAGAAGCAGAGAUAAACAAAACUAAUAUUGACAAGAACACUCCCCUGCAUUUAGCAGUUAACAAUGGACAUAUUAACUGUGUAAAAGCAUUGAUUUAUUUUGCUGAACAUGGUAGAAUGAAAAUUAACGUGAAUUGCAAAAAUUAUAGCGGUAACACUCCAUUGCAUUUUGCAUCCAAAUGGGGUUACGAGGGUAUUGUGAAGUUACUUAUUGAGAAUGGAGCAGAGCCAUCUUUACAGAAUGCGAGUAACAAAACAGCGUUUGAUUAUGCUCACAACUUUAAAAUAAUGCAAAUUUUAAAGUCUUGUUCUCCAAACCUGUAUGAGUAUAUUCACAUCACCAGUUCAGAUAUUAAAACAUUAAAAUGUAAGCCCGACAGCAUAGUGAAGUUGAAGCUGCAGAACUUAAAAAUAGGACCCGAAUCAAGUAAUGCAUCAAAAACUAUUGAAAAUCUCAAAAGAAUAGAAAGAAUCUUACAGGCAAUAUCAUACAGUGACGUGAAGUUGGCCUGCUUUUACUUGGGCAUAGAUUAUGAGAAUUACAACAAUUCCAUCAAUAAAGCUGUGUCCUGUCACCCACUUUGUGAGUGUCAGUACUGCAAAAGAAGACACAACAAACCAUUAGAUUUUGAUGUCAAUUUUGCCGAUACAAAUGGUUUUACAUCUCUGCAUUAUGCAGCCAAGUAUGGCCUGGAUGAGCUUUGUGAUAUUUUAAUAUCACACAAAGCUAAUGUUAACACUUUUAACAAAACCGGUCAAACUCCCCUACAUUUAGCAGCUUUAAAUAAUAAGACUAUGGUUAUAAGAUUUCUGUUAGAGCAUGGGGCAAAUCUGAAUGCAAUUGACUCUUCUGGCAACACUCCCUUGCAUGAUGCAAGUGCAAUGGGCAACAUUGGCGCUACGAAGGUUUUACUGUGUUAUGAUCCAGAUAUUUCUCUGCUGAAUGGGGCGAAUAAAUCUGCUCUAGACGUAGCUAAAGAAAAAGUUCAUUUGACCAUAAUUGAUUUGAUAGAAAAAUAUGCAAAUCAAUCUAUGAACACUAAUGAAUAACUUCAGAAGAGACAUUGUCAAUUAUUUAAAUUCUUAUUAUAUGCUUGUGAAGACAUUACCUAAUAAGCUUUACAUUAACACCACAAAAGGCCAAGUACUCUUAAGUACUUCGUAAGAAGUACUAAGCAUGGCCUUUAACCUGAUUAUAAUUAGGUGUAGAAGAUUUUUAAAAGAAGACAAAGAAAAACAACCAUUACAAAUUAUUGUAAUUUUAUUAACAUUCCAAAUAUUUAAUGUUAUUUGAGCUCGAUUUGUGCAAUAUAUAAAAGGAAUUUUAUAACAAUUAUUGUUAAAUGUUAUAAGCAAUGCAUGAUGCAUAUUAUAAAAAUUGUGUAUCUUAUUAAAAUGUUAGUAUAAUAUUUCCUGUUAUUAACAUAAACGAAUUUAUAUUUGCAACUUUAUGAGACUAUAGUACGACUACAUGCCGUAGUCGGCAAGUAAUUGCGCCACGUUAUUUUAAGACCAAAUAUGACUCAUUAUACUUAUUUAACCUCUACUUAUGAUUGUUCUUACAUUCCAUUUUGAAUUUAAUUACUUUGAAGUCAUUUAUUAAUACAAUUAUUAUUGUUAUGUCCCGAAAUCUGUACGUUUUUAUUUUAUGAACUUAUUUAAUGCCUUUUUAAUGUAUUUUUUUAUUGUUACAAUAAUAUUAUUAUUAAUAAAAUAUUGUAUGACCAAAAUAGACUUUUCCAGCUGGCUACAUUUAUAAUCUACUGCUCAAAGAUUUCACAAUGCAUGUAAAGUGCCAUUCACGUAUCAUUUUAUUUUAAGACUGACCUAUAUUUUUUGUUAC